Messenger RNA from Peniophora sp. CBMAI 1063, 1641 nucleotides. The record is from the annotation of a GenBank genome assembly. NCBI's taxonomy places the organism in Eukaryota, Fungi, Basidiomycota, Agaricomycetes, Russulales, Peniophoraceae.
AUGGAGCUCACAGGGACCGUGACCAUUCGCGAACGUCUCUACGCGAGAAACGCGCAGACGCCAAUUGGGCGCCUUCCUAUCGAGGUCCUCCUGCAGAUUUUUGAGAUAACACAGGCCCAUUGGGAUCCCACCCGCAUCUAUCCAUCAAAAAUGUUCAUACCUGGCACUCACUCGGUGUUUAGCUCGGGAUGGGUAUGCCUGAUCCAUGUGUGUAGCUUCUGGAGAGCUAUCAUCGUUAACUCUCCUUCACUCUGGGCUAGUCCUCCCAUAUCCGCGGCAUCAUUCCCCUCUCGCUACAUCCCUGACGUCCUGCAUCGUUGCCGGAGAAGGUCGAUCCAUCUGCAGCUCGUUCCCAGCCAAGAUCCAAACCUUGGGGCGGAUAUGGAGGAUCCUGCGCUGGAUGCCAACGUUCGCGCCUGGUUCUCUGCCAAAGUCCUCGAUCAAGUUGGUCACCUAACACUGACCGCAAAUGCAAAGAUAGUCGACUUUGUCGGAUCUCGAAUCGCAAAAGAAACAGUGUCGGGCGGCCUGUGUCAUCUGCACACACUUCAUGUGGUCUUUCCCGACGAUGACCCGUGCUUGAUUCCUAAAAGUCUCUGGGGUCUUGAGAACAUCAGAGAUCUCAAGUUGGAAGGUUGCCUUGGAGUGCCUCUAUCGUCAUCUCUCUUUUCCAAGAAUCUCGAGAGGCUUUCAAUCACGUUUGUUGAGGAGCAGCAGCCGUAUUCGUAUGAAUCCAUGCAACGCUGGAUCCUGCUCAUGCCAAACCUUGAGACACUGGAGCUUUAUAAUUUUCACCCGCCUGCACGCAGUGAGAACUCCGAGGCUGCCAUCGUGACAUUCCCUCUAUCAUUGCGGCGCCUAACUCUUGACAUAUAUUCUUCGCGAUUCACGCUCGAUGGGAUGGAAUUCGUCAAGUCAAGUGACGUCCCCCCCUUAUGCUCUCUGAGUAUUGGGAUUGCUGCGCCCUUCAGUCCGUCCAGGAGCGACAUGUGCACAGAAUACAGAGAUUUACUGAGGGAUGUAAUUCGGCGUGUGUCCUUGAUCAUCGACCAGGACCCAAAACUUUAUCACCUCUAUCUCGAUGACAAAGAGCUCAUCAUUUCUACGACCGACAUCUACGAGACGGAUUAUGACAGCUUUGGAGGUCCUCCGACACGGGAUGGGUCCGUGGUCAACCGUCUUGCUCUCGGCUAUUGCUUGGUCAGACCACACAUGCCCAUUGACGCACUCUCUUGUGUCGGACUCGGGCGCUUGCAGCGAAUAACCCUUUCUAGGCAAGCAAUAUUAUCGCUUGAGAUUGAUCAGCAAUGGUCAUCUCUAUUGCUCGCGAAGAAUGUUCGUCGUCUAGACGUACCGGGAGCACCGCAUCGCAUGACUCACGAUCACAGAGCUAUCCUUCUGAACGCACUGCGCGUGCGCCAUGGCUCGGAGGCUCUUUUUCCGAGUCUUAAGACGCUAGCAAUAGACCUAAAGCCUUAUCAUGACCCAAACGAGCUCAAAGGUUUACUGGAUCAGCUCAUCUGUACGAGGUUCGCCAUGAGCGCGCCGAUAGAAGAGGUGUUAUUCCACGCGACCGGUCAGCCAUCGCUCACUGCACAACCAUCCAACUCACACGGGAGGCACGAGCCGAGGCUGGUGUAA